Molecule: messenger RNA, 701 nt
Organism: Anthonomus grandis grandis
Lineage: Eukaryota; Metazoa; Arthropoda; Insecta; Coleoptera; Curculionidae
Exons: 3
Coding region: 124-543 (139 amino acids)
Biological process (GO): sensory perception of smell
Molecular function (GO): odorant binding
Source: RefSeq, a predicted model, not a curated record
GAUAAUCUCUUGAACUCUGAUUGUAAAAGGCCAAAUGACCAUAACAACUCUGUACGUUCGCGAUCAGCAUUUUGAACGCGUAAUUUGAACUAAAAUUGCCAUUUUAUAUCUUUUUAAGAAAAAAUGAAGGUUUUUGUGCUGUUUUGUGUGGUUUUAUUGGCUGUUGCAGUGGUGUCUGCCAAGAAGGCAAAACCUACUGAAGAAGACAAACCUAAAUCUUUAAAAAAAGUAGUGAAGGAAUGCCAAAGAAACGAAGCAACCAAAGUGGAUAAUGCAGUUUUGAAAAAAAUCAAAAAGCACAAACCGGUGGAUAUCCCGGAUAACUAUGGGGAUCACAAGCUGUGCAUUUUAAAAGGAAUAGGGUUUAUAAACGAGAAUGGAACAGUUAACGAAGACAACCUGAAAAAGCGAGUGACAAAGAAAGCCGAAGAGGGUGACGAUGUCAACGCCAUCGUAACCGAGUGUAAAGAUCCGGGGAAAACCGCUCAGGAAACUGCUAUCAAGAUCGACACGUGCCUGAAUAAACACUCGAUAGAUUUGUAGGUUAGGUAUGUUUAUACAGGGAUAUUUUCCUUGUAGACGUAUAUAGGGUUUAAGAAAGUCGAAAUUAAUAUUUGAAAAGUGUGUAAAUAUCAGUAGCAUGUAAGUUUUUUAUAUUUAUUUAGGAUUGAGGCAAUAUAUGAAGAUUUUUUUUAAUUAAA